AUGUCCAAGUUCGAGUUUGGAACCCGCUACCUCCCACGACUCCCUAACUCUAACAAAAACCGACGCGAUGAUUCUUCCAACAACAAGACGAAAACGCCAGUAUCUGCGGCAAAUCCAGACAUUCGAAAAUAUGUCAACAGAAUGCAAAAACAAGGCACAAAAGAAGGAUGGCUUGCUUCUCCAGAGAUACCCACAUCGCAAGAGAUCAUGUGUGUGAAAGGGGAUAUUGACCUAGAAGAGAACUGUAUUAAUAUCGAGCCGAAUCACGUCGACGGCCCUUGGCCGUCGGUGGAAGACUAUCUGCGAACCCACUACGAGCUGCUGAGAGAAGAUUCGGUAGCCUUGCUGCGCGACUCUGUAGCAUAUUUGAGGAACAAACCUUCUAUGACUGACACGAAGAACAUAUGCGUCUAUGACCAGGUUCACAUUACUGGUAUGACCUUUGAAACAAAAGGUGUCGCCAUCAAAGUAUCGUUUUCAACAGCACGCGCAUGCAAAAACAUUGUCUGGGAUUACUCCACUCGCUUGAUAUCCGGAUCAAUGGUCGCAUUAUCCCCAGCAAAAGACUGCUUUAAGUCUCAGUGCGUUAUUGCUAUAGUGGCUGCUCGGCCACUGCACCAGGUCAAAAAGUAUCCGCCUCUAGUCGACCUUUACUUCGCGAACCCAGAUGAGGCUUAUUUCGAUCCACAGCAGGAAUGGAUCAUGGUCCAACCUCGUACAGGAUACUUGGAGUCUGUUCGCCAUACCAUGGCAACUCUGCAGUUGAUGAAUGACGAAUGUUUUCCUCUUCAAGAACAUAUUUGCAAUCUCAACGAAGACAUAGACGUACCAGAAUACGUGAAAUCAGACCCGGAGAUGCGAAUAUCUCCUGAUCAGAUUGUGGAUGUAUUGUCAGAUUGGCCUCAGGAACCUGCAAACGACUUGGACAUUUCACAGUGGGAAGCCCUCCACCACAUUCUGACGAAGCGAUUGGCUAUUAUUCAGGGUCCUCCGGGCACUGGAAAGACUCAUGUCUCGGUGACAGCGUUGAAGUUACUCCUCCACAACAGAAAGCCGAGAGAUCCUCCGAUCAUAGUCGCUGCUCAUACCAAUCAUGCCCUGGAUCAGUUACUAAACCACAUCUCAGAAGUUGUACCGGACUAUGUUCGCCUUGGUGGGCGGAGCAUAGAUGAGAAUGUCAGAAAGCGUACGCUGUAUGAAGUACGCAAAUCGAUCUCGAUACCACCUCUAUCUGGUGGAGCGCUAGGACGAGCAUACCACAAGUUAAAAAUUUUUCGCGAGAAUAUCGAAAACCUCCUCCGAGCGUUCACCAUGGACUCGACUGGCCCGCUUCCCGCUACAUUCUUUCGUGACCAAAAGGUCAUCUCCAGUGAACAGUAUGAUGCUUUGUGCAAUGGGGCCGAAGGGUGGACAAACUCCAAUCUUGAGGAGCAAGCAGAUCCUAUCAUCUCAUGGGUAGGUGAUAUGCUUUUCGAGAACUCAGUCACAUACAGAUACGAAGACCGCGGAUACGAAGAAGACGAAAUGGACUUGGAGUAUGAGCAACUUCGAGAAAUGGAACAAGAGAAAGGAAUUUCCGAUGACGAUUUUGAGACUCUGAAAGGCCCUUUUGUGCCUUUGAAAGAAAACGUUCGAGGAAGAAGCAACAUUGACGACGAACUGAUCGAGUAUCUUAGUAUUGAUAAUCUUUGGGACGUUCCUCCUCAGAACCGUGGCACCAUUUAUAACGUUUUAUGCCGAAUCGCCAAGGAAAAACUUCUGUCGACGUUCCGGGAGCAUCUGAAGCAAUACAACAGGUCCGUAACCGAGCGGUUUAUUGGAAAGUGGGAGGAAGAUUACGCCAUUCUCAAAAAUACAAAGCUUGUGGGAAUGACUACCACCGGGCUUAGCAAGUAUCGCGCUCUGGUGUCGGCACUGAAGCCUAAAAUCGUGAUGGUUGAAGAAGCGGCUGAAACCAUCGAGGCCCCGGUGACUGCGGCAUGUGUUGAAUCUCUCGAGCACCUCAUUCUUGUCGGUGACCACAAGCAACUGCAAGGGAGUUGCUCUGUUACAGACCUUGAAGGAGAUCCAUUUUUCCUCAACAUGUCAAUGUUUGAACGUCUUGUGCAAAACGACGUCGACUACAGAGCUCUUCUUCUCCAACGUCGCAUGGUACCAGAAAUCAGACGCUUACUCACGCCAAUCUACAACAACCUCAAAGAUCAUCCAUCUGUGAAUAAUCUCAUGAAAGUGCCUGGCAUGGGGGAUAUUCGCUCCUUCUUUUUUUGUCAUCAGUGGCCAGAAAACUCGGACAGUUUAUCCUCAAGAUACAACGCCCAGGAAGCUGAAAUGGUGGUUACUUUCUUCUUGCACCUCUUUUUUUCUGGUGUAGACCCCAGUGAAAUCACCGUAUUGACAUUUUACAACGGCCAGCGGAAAAAAAUUCUCAAACUGCUCAAGGAGAACCGGCACCUGCAGAGUAGGCACUUGAAGGUCAAUACGGUUGAUUCAUACCAAGGCGAGGAGAACGAUAUUGUGCUUUUGUCUCUGGUCCGGAGCAACGAAAAGGGAGAAAUUGGAUUUCUUUCUAUUGAAAACCGAGUGUGUGUAGCACUGUCUCGUGCUCGUCGGGGGUUUUAUAUGUUUGGAGAUGCUCAGAAACUUGCCUCGAAGGAUCCACUGUGGUGGGAAGUGGUGAAGAUGAUGGGCGAAGGAGACGAGGAGUCUCGCCGUAUAGGCUUCCAUCUUCCGCUAACAUGUGACAAACAUCAAAACAAAGAAUUUGUCUCGAAGCCGGAAGAUAUAAAAGACUUGAAUGGGGGAUGUCGUCUUCCUUGCGAAACGGUACUUGGCUGCGGUCAUCCUUGUCCAGUGAAGUGCCACGGCUUCGACCACGCCUUGAUCCAAUGUAAGGAGCGCUGUGGUAAAGCGCUCUCUUGUGGCCACAGCUGUCGCGAGGCCUGUACUGCGCCAACAUGCUCAUGCCACUGUGGAUACAAGACUAUAAAAGCCUCAUCGCUAGCAAAACCGAGCAAAGGAAGCAGCAUCCAAUCAUCCUCGCCCAGCAAAGCAAGCGUUCCCGAACCCCGUCGACAACAGCAACAACAACAAACCUUCAAAACCGACAAAGAGCGUAUUCAGGCGUUCCAGAAAUACGCCCAAGGCGGGUCACGCGAACACGACCGGAUGCUCGACAAAAAAUUCAGCGCGGAAGCCACAGAGAAAAUUCUGGUACGUCUCGACGCGGAAGAAUCGGCGAACCUCUUCACAGAGCAGCAGCAGCAGCAGCCCGCUCAGGAUCUCGAUGUCAGAGUGCUCUCUCCUGUUGGAGACGAGGAAAGCGGAGGGGCUCGUACACGCUGGGUUCAGUCGUUUACGCCCGCGAUACCUACAGUAGAGCAGCAGUCUGUUGCGGUUGAAGGAGACUUGAUUGAUCUUGACUAG
Messenger RNA from Talaromyces rugulosus, 3423 nucleotides. RefSeq lists its product as uncharacterized. Gene Ontology annotation, molecular function: helicase activity. Bases 1 to 3423 code for a protein of 1140 amino acids. The transcript has 3 exons. Gene Ontology annotation, cellular component: nuclear RNA-directed RNA polymerase complex. The record is from RefSeq and is a predicted model, not a curated record. Lineage: Eukaryota; Fungi; Ascomycota; Eurotiomycetes; Eurotiales; Trichocomaceae. Gene Ontology annotation, biological process: regulatory ncRNA-mediated heterochromatin formation.